CACACUCGUUAUUUAUAAAAAGGGAAAUCAAAGGCGAUAUAACGACCAGGGCCGGACUUAAUAUAACAACCAUCACAUAAAUUCACAUAAAAAUGCCUCUAGAAGACAUCGUCGUUUAUUUGGAAAGUUACGGAGGAAGGGACAGAGUCAUGAGACUCCUGUAUUAUUCGGCUCAGUACAUUUCAGGAGUGUCGAGGUGGGAAUCACUCAAUCACAAGCUGAACGUGUUCAGCGACCAGAUAAACUCAUGCCGUACGGUUUUGAGGCUCUUUGACGAUGUUCCGAUGCUGAGUUAUACCCUCUCAUACGGCCUAGGGCAUAGUGAGGCCUGGGAACCUAGAGCUAUUCUGAGGAUUCUUGGUGUAAUGAUAAAUAUUUUAGACCAACUUUAUUACCCCCUAGAGCACAUAGCAUGGGCAGCUGAUUGCAAACUGAUAUCGAUAAGAAGCAGCCCUUGGUGGACAGCAAGCAGCUUUUGCUGGGCUUUGUCUAUGUGUUUAAUGAUGGUGAAAUCGUUAUUACAAAGUAGGUUUCUGUCAUCGCUUAAACAAUUAGCCAGUUCCUUGGAUAAAAAUCACUGGACUAGGAAACUGAAUGUACCUUUUUAUGACCUUGUUUCUCAUUCCCAAUUGAACAAAUCUGUAACUGCCACUCGUUGUUUCUUGGACUUUGUUCAUGCAGUCCACUGGCUGCCGAGUGGUGUACUUUGGGCGGGCAAGCUCAAACAGUGGCAGACUGGGGCUCUUGGAAUACUCUCUUCUUUGCUCAGCAUUUACCAGUCGUUGUGCAAAUAAAUUUCAGAAGACUGGUCAC
This is a messenger RNA of Cimex lectularius (bed bug), 813 nucleotides long. It is a transcript of the gene Pex11c, whose product is annotated as peroxisomal membrane protein 11C. Gene Ontology annotation, cellular component: peroxisomal membrane. Gene Ontology annotation, biological process: peroxisome fission. The record is from RefSeq and is a predicted model, not a curated record. Lineage: Eukaryota; Metazoa; Arthropoda; Insecta; Hemiptera; Cimicidae. The transcript is spliced from 4 exons. Bases 93 to 794 code for a protein of 233 amino acids.